UUUUCAUAGCAUAGCAACUAUUAUUCACUCUGUCAUCUUCCUCUGACUGAUCAUCCCGGUACAUUAACCAACAAUCAGCAAUAUCUCUGUCAUCUGGAUUCGCCCACCUAACCAAUCAAUGCCGCCAACAGAUUUCACCAACGCAUCCAGUAAUUCCAACAUAUUCCUUGUCUAAUCUGUAUUUGAUUUGCAAUAUUGAUGGCCGAGGAAGAUCCCAGCAAUGCCUGAUUACGUUCAUGGCACAGUCAUUUCCGUUGCAACGAUGCGUAUGAUUUUCCAGAGCCACGCCAUGGCAGAACAGUGCGUUAACGUCAGGAGCGAAUUGGAUUCCUUCGAAUCGCUGUUCCGUUCAUGGAGAAGGUUCGGACUUUACAGAGCAAGAAAUAGGGUGAUCUCCUGAAGUAGAUGCUUCGCAAGAGGCCAAAGAAACUGGAGUGAUGCACAAGCGAAAACGUCGCUCGGGCAAACCAUGCUACCCCUAUACUCCAGCAGGACCGCCACCUUAGUGCUUUCAGUUCAUCUACUCCUGGUGCUCUGCUUCAGACAGGCUUCUUCAAGCCUUCGGUACAGUUCCAGAAUUGUCGACACGCAGUCAGGAGGUAUAAGGGGGAUCAUUCUGGAACUGAAUUCUAGACACCUGGAGCCGGUGGAGGUUUUCAGGGGAGUUCCCUACGCUGCGCCACCUGUCGGGAAACUGAGGUUUGAACCACCACAACCCCCUUUGCCUUGGUCUGGAACCCGAUUAGCGGAUACGUUUGGUGCUGUUUGUCCCCAAAGGUUUCCGGAUUUGACUAACAGAACAGCAGCCCUUCAGCAUAUGCCUAAGGGCAGAUACAAUUACUUGAAAAAACUACUUCCCCUCCUAGAAAAACAGUCUGAAGAUUGCUUAUUCCUCAACAUGUAUAUACCUGGUAGUGGCAAUCGAGGUCUGGAGGCCCCCUAUUCGGUGAUGGUUUUUGUACACGGCGAGAGCUUCGAAUUCGGCGCCGGCAAUCCAUACGACGGCAGCGUCCUAUCCAGCUACGGUCAUGUCAUUGUGGUCACCGUGAAUUAUCGACUGGGCAUCCUUGGCCUUCUGAGGACAAGACCCACCCCCGACGUCGGAAGAAGUCGUUCUUCAUCCAACAGCGGGGGUAAUUUAGCAGUGAAGGAUAUCGACAUGGCGCUCCGUUGGGUUAAAUUGAACAUUGCUUCAUUUGGUGGAGAUCCCAACAGAAUAAUUUUAGUGGGACAUGACACUGGCGCCGCUUUGGCGAAUUUUCUACUGGUAGCUCCAAGUUCGAAAGGUCUUUUCAAUCGCGUGAUAUUAUUGAGUGGAAGUGCUCUGAGCCCAUGGGCAACGUCACACAGUGGAGAGUCCAUUAGGCUAAACAUUGGCCGACAAACUGGAUGCAUAUCAGUGAAUAAGACUAACGAGGAGGAGGAUAUUACUCAUUGUUUGAAAUCCAGGAGUCUCGAAGAGCUCAUGGACGUCCAGCUGGAGGAAGUCCGUUUCGUCCCUCGCAUCGCACCCACACUCCCCAUCGACGAGAGGGCCCCGGACCCCCUAUACGCGAUGGAACACUCAUCGGAAACGUUCAUAACGAGUGAAGUGAUGAUCGGAGUGACAACUACCGAAUCUUACAACGACUUUAACGCGAACGACAUACAGUACGGUUUCGAGGAAGACCAACGCAACCGGAUAUUGAGGACCUACAUUCGGAACACCUAUGUGUAUCACCUGAACGAGAUUUUUUCGGCUGUUCGAAACGAAUACACGGACUGGGAUAAGCCCAUCCAGCAUCCUAUAAAUGUGCGCGACAGCACGAUGGAGGCCUUGAGUGACGGUCAUACAGUGGCGCCUCUAGUGCAUGUGGGGUAUUUGCACGCGAGAAGGGGGGCCAAGACGUAUUUUUUUCAUUUCGGUUACCAGACCAAGGAGGGGGAUUACCCGCAGAGGCUCGGCAGUGUGAGAGGUGAAGACUUAAUCUACAUACUCGGCAUGCCACUGGUUGGCGGUCAUCCGUUCUUCCCUCAGAACUUCACCAGACAAGACAUGGGAGUUUCAGAGGCUCUGCUCAACUUCUUCAGCAACUUCGCCAAAUGCGGAGAUCCCAAUGGAUGCGGAACUGUAAAUAAGGACGUGCCCGAUUAUGGUACCGUCAAAGAGAAAACUAGGUAUAAGAGCAUCUCUUGGGAUCCCUAUGAAGUCAGCACCCAAUAUUAUCUCAGCAUAACUUCCAAGCCGAAAAUGAGAAGUCAUUACCGGGGCCACAAGAUGGCUGUCUGGUUGAAUUUGAUUCCGCAACUUCAUCAACCAGGGGAUGAUGUGAGCAUGAGGCACCAUCAUUUCCACGAGAGGGAACCUCAUUUUUACGCUGGUCCUGUGAGGCCAGAAUCCCUGUCUCAUAUGCCACCACCACUGUUUCCUGCCCCGAUGACAGAUUCACAUGCUAACGUUGCAAGUGGAAAUGAAGGCGAUAGCACAGAAUGUAUUUCCAGUACCACCGAAAAUGAGAUUGGGGGCAAACUAGAUAUAAGUGAGGAUGAGGAUGAAGACAAUGAGGAAAUUCUCCAACAAUUAGCUUCCCGAAAUUAUUACAGCUACACUGCCGCCUUGGGGGUAACUGUGGGGGUCGGAUGCCUCCUUCUGGUGCUCAACAUGUUAAUAUAUGCCGGUAUUUAUUACCAGAGGGAUAAACGCAGGAGGGAUGAAAACUGCUCCAUACAAUUGAACUCCAUACCAACAUCGUCGGAUAUGAGUUGUCAGCAAGGAAUUUCUCCCGAUUCUCCCGAUCAGAAUUCGAAGCAAAACAAUGAGAUGCCACCGAGAUAUUCAACACUCACCAGGGGCCCACCUGAAGGCCAAAACACCACGAAAAAAGAGAAACCACUCCCUCCAGUGAGGACAUCGAGUAGCAUUUCGAACGCUACAGUGAAAAAGAGGGUGCAAAUUCAGGAAAUAUCUGUAUAGUACUUGCCAAAAUUAUAAUUUUAGGAUCUCUUCGAAGUUAUAUAAUUAUUGUAUCGUUUAAUAAUAAAAUUUUUCUCGAAA
Messenger RNA from Coccinella septempunctata (seven-spotted ladybird), 3034 nucleotides. RefSeq names its product neuroligin-1-like. Gene Ontology annotation, biological process: postsynaptic membrane assembly; modulation of chemical synaptic transmission; neuron cell-cell adhesion. The coding region runs from base 470 to 2953 and encodes 827 amino acids. Gene Ontology annotation, cellular component: postsynaptic membrane; cell surface; synapse. NCBI's taxonomy places the organism in Eukaryota, Metazoa, Arthropoda, Insecta, Coleoptera, Coccinellidae. The record is from RefSeq and is a predicted model, not a curated record. The transcript has 11 exons. Gene Ontology annotation, molecular function: signaling receptor activity; neurexin family protein binding.